Parasteatoda tepidariorum (common house spider) is the source of this 2449-nucleotide messenger RNA. NCBI's taxonomy places the organism in Eukaryota, Metazoa, Arthropoda, Arachnida, Araneae, Theridiidae. The record is from RefSeq and is a predicted model, not a curated record.
UUUCUGAAUUCAAUGACUUGAGGACUUACCGACGCGUCUUUCUCGGAAGAAAUCACAGAUAAAACUUACUGAAGAUAAUGAAAUAAUAAGUUACCACUUCACAAACUUUGAAAAAAAAAUAUCACCUCAGAAGCUAUUUUCUUGAAUCACAAUAACCAAAUGUAAUUUUCAAGAUGAACAAAUGUGUUAUUUCUUUUUUACUAAUUUGUGUGGCGUAUGUUGCGGAUUCAUUGAGUAUUGAUUCGACAUUCAAUAGAGACGGAUAUGAGUGUAAAGGUACUGAAUGUAUAGGGGAAAAUCAAAAGUGUGUUCCUAAAGGCAAUGAUUACUAUUGUGACUGCAACGUAAAUUUUAAACUGGUAGAUGAAGAGAAAAAAGGAGCUAAAGACGUACAAUGCAAGGACACCUUUGAGUGUACAUGUACUGAAUGUAUAGGGGAAAAUCAAAAGUGUGUUCCUAAAGGCAAUGAUUACUAUUGUGACUGCAACGAAAACUUUAAACUGGUAGAUGAUAAGAAAAAAGGAACUAAAGAAAUACAAUGCAAGGAUGAAUAUGAGUGUGAAGGUACUGAAUGUACAGGGAAAAAUCAAAAGUGUGUUCCUAAAGGCAAUGAUUACUAUUGUGACUGCACUGAAAAUUUUAAACUGGUAGAUGAUAAGAGAAAAGGAACAAAAGACGUUCAAUGCAAGGAUAAAUUUGUGUGUGGAGGUACUGAAUGUACAGGGGAAUAUCAAAUGUGUAUUCCAAAAGGAAAUGAUUACUUUUGUGACUGCAAUAAAGACUUUAAACUGGUAGAUGAAGUAAAAAAAGGAACGAAAGAUAUACAAUGCAAGGAUAAAUAUGAGUGUGGAGGUACAGAAUGUACAGGGGAAAAUCAAAGGUGUAUUCCGAAAGGAAAUGAUUACUUUUGUGACUGCCAAAAAGACUUUAAACUGGUAGAUGAAACCCUAAAAGGAAUUAAAGAUAUAGAAUGCAGAGAUAAAUAUGAGUGUCUAGGUACAGAAUGUACAGGGGAAAAUCAAAUCUGUAUUCCGAAAGGAAAUGAUUACUUUUGUGACUGCCAAAAAGACUUUAAACUGGUAGAUGAAGGCAAAAAAGGAACGAAAGUUAUACAAUGCAAGGAUUUCGAUACUACACCAGGGGAGCUUUCGACAAGAUUCAACUAUUUAACUUCCACACCAGGAGAACUGCCGACAAGAUUCAAAUAUUUAACUUCCACACCAGGAGAACUGUCGACAAGCUUGAAAUAUUUAACUUCCACGCGAGGCGAACUGUCGACAAGAUUCAACUAUUUAACUUCCACACCAGGAGAACUGUCGACAAGCUUGAAAUAUUUAACUUCCACACCAGGAGAACUGUCGACAAGAUUCAAAUAUUUAACUUCCACACGAGGAGAAUUUUCAACAAGAUCCAAAUCAAUUUGUGAUGAAGAUAGAAAUGACUGUGUCAAUGGAGCAGAAUGCUUACAACUUGGAAAUCAACGAUUCUGCCACUGCUUGAAAGGAACAUAUGGAGACAAAUGUCAACACAUGUGGGACUGUGAUGAAAGAUAUAAUUUGAAAUGCAAUUAUAAGAAUGGUGAAAUUUGUGCAUAUAACACGACGUUGGAAGAAUCGGAAUGUUUAUGCGUAGAAAGUGAAUUGCAGUAUGACACUGAACAGGGAAAGUGCAAAAAAACAUGUGUGGUUGGAAAUCAUGAUUGUGAAAAUGGAGCUAUCUGUAAAACCGUCGGAAACUAUGGUUUCUGUGAAUGUCGUCUGGGUACUACUGGGCACAAAUGUGAAAGAGUAACAGACUGUGACUUCAUGAAUUGCACCAAUACUACUGGUGGAAGGUGCGAUUAUGACAGACGUUUAGAAAUAGCUAAAUGCGUGUGUGAUAAUGGUCUGAAGUACGAUGAAUAUGCCUAUGAAUGUAGAGAAAUAUGUAAUCCUCAAAAGAAUGAUUGUCAAAAUGGAGCUAUGUGUGAAAAAGAAGGUAACUACAGUUUCUGUAGAUGUAUCCCGCGUUCCUAUGGACACAAAUGCGAAAUUGUGGACGAUUGUGAAAGUCAAAAAGUGAUAUGCAAUGAGAAUAGUGGAGCAAGGUGUGGAAUUAACAUGGAUUUUAGAGGCGCUGAAUGUUUAUGUGACAAUGGUCUUAAAUACGAUGAAGAAUCUCUUACAUGCAGAGAAACAUGCAACUUCUAUAAAAAUAAAUGUGAAAAUGGUGCACAUUGUAAUCGUAUUGGAGCCUACUUAUUUUGUGACUGUCCUCCAGGAUAUUUUGGACAUCGAUGUGAAGAAGUCACAGAUAAAGGUGAAUACAGUCCACUAUUAUUCAUAUUACUAUGCAUCACAUCAGGAUUUCUUUUGAUAUCUACAAUCACUCUAGUCAUUAUUUUCAUAAAAUUUAGGAGCAGAAGAAAUAAGUAAUAAAAGAAAACAUUUAUUGUCUAUCUCGAAUCAUG